Messenger RNA from Nelumbo nucifera (sacred lotus), 2199 nucleotides. It is a transcript of the gene CLPX, whose product is annotated as CLP protease regulatory subunit X. Lineage: Eukaryota; Viridiplantae; Streptophyta; Magnoliopsida; Proteales; Nelumbonaceae. Gene Ontology annotation, biological process: protein folding. Gene Ontology annotation, molecular function: ATP binding; ATP-dependent protein folding chaperone; ATP hydrolysis activity. The record is from RefSeq and is a predicted model, not a curated record. Gene Ontology annotation, cellular component: mitochondrial matrix.
UCAGACUGAAAACACUGAAUCCUGUAUAAAUUGCAGGCUCCAUAAUUGAACUCUGCCGUCUGUGUAUGUUGUGGAUUUUCAUCGUGUCUGCAGUUUGUAACUCGGAUUAUCGGGUAGUGCGAUAACCUGUAAUCACAAAACGAAACCAUAACAAAUUUUAUUUUUCGCUUUCGUCUUUACCCUACCUAUGAAGUGCAAAACCCUGUUGUAUUAGCUUUCUUUUGCUUCUUCUUUGGGAAAGAAGGGAAAAGUAUAAAGGAACCAGGGCCAUGGCUGCCGCUUUCAGAUCGAAAUCCUUAAAAGAAGCGGUGUUCAGAACAGUCUCCCAGUCCAGGUACUUGGUUUUGAACCACAUGCAUGUUGGUAGAAUUUUCAAUACUCACUGCAAGUACCGGAGAAAAUGGGACGAUUUUCCCACCAAGACACCGUACCGUUUUUGUUCGUUUAAGUUGGUUUCCAUUCAGGGGGAUUUUGUCAAUAUGAGCACUGUACGUUCGGAUAAUCGACAAAUUGUAUCGGAUUUCAGUAAGGAGCGAUGUAAGGAGUCUAGUAGUCUUCCGGAUAGUUUGAGGUCUUAUGGGGAACCUCCUGAGUACUGGCAACCCUCUGGAGAUGGGCUUACAGUUCGCUCGGUUCCCCAGAACACAAACCUGGUUCGCGGUGGUGGAGUGACUCCCGGUUCUGGUUCUGGAGCUGCGUUUGGGUCGAGUUUAGAGGAUGGCUGUUGGGGUGGCGCCAACUUUGGCGACCACUUUCCGACCCCGAAGGAGAUAUGUAAACGGCUCGACAAAUUUGUAAUUGGCCAGGAACGCGCGAAAAAGGUGCUUUCUGUCGCAGUUUACAACCAUUACAAAAGGAUAUAUUACGAGUCUUUGCGAAAAUGGCCCACAGAAGAUCUAGAUAAUGGUGAAAGGGAUGAGAUGGAUAGUGAUUCAGUGGAGCUUGAAAAAAGUAACAUUCUUCUAAUGGGCCCAACAGGCUCAGGGAAGACUUUACUUGCAAAAACCUUGGCACGGUUGGUGAAUGUUCCUUUUGUUAUUGCUGAUGCAACAACAUUAACUCAGGCAGGAUAUGUAGGGGAAGAUGUGGAAUCUAUAUUGUACAAGCUUCUUGCGGUUGCUGACUUUAAUGUAACAGCUGCCCAGCAGGGGAUUGUCUACAUAGAUGAAGUUGAUAAAAUUACCAAAAAGGCUGAGAGCCUCAACCUUAGUAGAGAUGUAUCAGGAGAGGGCGUCCAACAAGCAUUACUGAAAAUGUUGGAAGGGACGGUUGUGAAUGUUCCAGAAAAGGGAGCUCGAAAGCAUCCUCGAGGUGACAAUAUUCAGAUUGACACAAAAGACAUUCUCUUUAUAUGUGGGGGUGCCUUUGUUGAUUUGGAGAAAACAAUCUCAGAAAGACGCCAAGAUUCUUCUAUUGGGUUUGGAGCACCAAUACGUGCAAAUAUGAGGACUAGUGGUCUGACAAAUGCUAUAGUGGCAUCAAAUUUGCUGGAAAAUGUUGAGAGCAGUGAUCUUAUUGCAUAUGGUUUGAUACCUGAAUUUAUUGGGCGAUUUCCAAUCCUAGUUAGUUUAUCAGCUCUAACUGAAGAUCAACUUGUUAAGGUUCUUAUAGAGCCAAAAAAUGCCCUUGGAAAGCAAUACAGAAAGUUGUUUCAAAUGAAUGGUGUCAAACUGCAUUUCACAGAAAAUUCUUUGAGAGUGAUUGCUAGAAAAGCAAUGGCCAAAAACACUGGGGCCCGAGGCUUGCGAUCCAUAUUGGAGAAUAUUUUGAUGGAUGCAAUGUAUGAGAUUCCAGACACAAGAACCGGAAAUGAUAAAAUAGAUGCUGUUGUGGUUGAUGAGGAAGCUGUUGGAGCUGCAGAAGGACAUGGCUGUGGUGCCAAAAUUCUUUAUGGUGAUGGUGCAUUGGACCAUUAUCUUUCACAGAACAAACCAAGUGAUUCAGAGACAAUUUUGGUAGGGUCAGACGGGGAGCCAGAUGUGGAACAAGAGCUGUCUAUUGUUGCUAGCAUGUAGUCUGCUGGCGAGGUUGAUUUGUUAUUCAAACCUUGUAAAUUAAGUUAAAUUUGUAUUUAUUCUGCAAUUGUUACUAGCUUCUAUUGGCUUAAUCCAUACUUCCAUACAAGUCUUCCACCGCAGAUGAUUAAUAAUAACGAAAUUGUAAGCUUACUAGUUAAGUUUCAGAAACCGCAGGUGGCAA